This is a messenger RNA of Aspergillus campestris IBT 28561, 1104 nucleotides long. RefSeq names its product low-affinity Zn(2+) transporter ZRT2 (gene zrfB). The coding region runs from base 1 to 1104 and encodes 367 amino acids. Gene Ontology annotation, biological process: zinc ion import across plasma membrane. Gene Ontology annotation, cellular component: plasma membrane. NCBI's taxonomy places the organism in Eukaryota, Fungi, Ascomycota, Eurotiomycetes, Eurotiales, Aspergillaceae. The record is from RefSeq and is a predicted model, not a curated record. Gene Ontology annotation, molecular function: low-affinity zinc ion transmembrane transporter activity. The transcript has a single exon.
AUGUCGCUCCUUCACACCCUCCUCGCACGUGAGGAGGAAUCCGGCCCCGCACCGGUCUGUGAGACCGGCAAUGAAUAUGACGGCAACAUGGGGGUGCGCAUCUCCUCCAUUUUCGUCAUUUUGGUCGGAUCCUCCUUCGGAGCGCUGCUCCCCGUUCUCGCCCGCCGCUAUGGCGACUCCAAAAUCGGCUCCUGGCUCUUCUUCAUCGCCAAAUAUUUCGGCUCGGGAGUCAUCAUCGCCACGGCUUUUAUCCACUUGCUGGCUCCUGCCGAAGAAGCCCUCAAGAACGAGUGCCUGACUGGCCCGAUCACAGAGUACUCCUGGGUCGAGGGUAUCAUCCUGAUGACGAUCGCGGUGCUGUUCUUUGUGGAGUUGAUGGUGAUGCGGUACGCGCGCUUUGGCUCCGGCGACGGCCACGGCCACGGCCACGCUCACUCCCACACCCACACCCACGGCGACGACCAUGACCAUCACUCCGGCGGCGAGCCGUACUCCGACUCCAAUGAACCCAAGGAUCUCCAGAGCCACAUCCUCGGCGAGGACCAUCUCGGCCAUUCGCGGGAGCAUGAAGAUCCCGAGUGCGGCGGCGUCAAAGACACCUCGUUGGAGGACUACGCGGCGCAGCUGACAUCCAUCUUCAUCCUCGAAUUCGGCAUUAUCUUCCACUCCGUAUUCAUCGGACUCACCCUGGCCGUCUCAGGCGAGGAAUUCACCACCUUAUACAUCGUCCUGGUCUUCCACCAGACCUUCGAGGGGCUCGGAUUGGGAUCGCGUCUGGCCACCAUUCCGUGGCCACAUUCGAAGCGCUGGACGCCGUACAUCCUGGGUGCGGCGUUCGGAUUGUCGACGCCCAUCGCCAUUGCCGUUGGAUUGGGGGUGCGCACAUCGUACCCGCCCGAGGGCUACACGACACUGGUUGUCAACGGCGUGUUCGAUUCCAUCUCGGCGGGGAUUUUGAUUUACACGGCGCUGGUGGAGCUUUUGGCACAUGAGUUUAUGUUCAGCACGUCGAUGCGCAAGGCGCCGAUCCACCAUGUGCUGGCGGCGUUUUUCUUGCUGUGUUUGGGGGCGCUGCUGAUGGCGCUUUUGGGGAAGUGGGCUUAG